Molecule: messenger RNA, 441 nt
Organism: Botrytis byssoidea
Lineage: Eukaryota; Fungi; Ascomycota; Leotiomycetes; Helotiales; Sclerotiniaceae
Exons: 1
Coding region: 1-441 (146 amino acids)
Source: RefSeq, a predicted model, not a curated record
AUGCCUUUUUGGAAUAUCUACCACCCAAAAGGUGUAUUUGACGAUGAAAAGUCCAAAAAGUCAUUAUCACAGGACAUCACCAAACUCUACACUAAUAUCGGUCUACCCGCUUUCUACGUCGUUAUCGUUUUCACAGAGUUCCCCGGUGAAAACAUGUAUGUUGGCGGGGAGCAGACGACCACACCUUUCAUUCGGAUGGUAGUGGACCAUAUCGCGGUUCACAUGGACGACCCAAAUCAGUAUGCGAAUUGGACUUCGAAAGUUGAUAACGCGCUUAAACCUCACCUUGGGGAUAAAGGAUACAACUGGGAAUAUCACUUUUACGAGACGGAGCGUCGGCUCUGGAAGGUUAAUGGGAUGUAUGCACCGCCGUUUGGUAGCCAGGAGGAGAAGAAGUGGGUUGCUGAGAAUAAGCCGCUGCACUGGGAGGAAACGGAAUGA